GUACGGUACAACAUCAACAGAAUGAACCCUCCUCGUUUACUGUCAGAAAUUAAACAAACCUUUUACGAUCCCAAGUAAUUAAUUAAUUCUCUGUUCAAGUAUUGGAUGUGUUUCAACCUAUAUCAUACAGUCGCCUUAUCUGGACAAAACUCCGUGGAUUAAAGCGGUGUCUGGAGUGUGACCAACUAAAAAGUGCAAAAAAUUGAGUGGAGGAAAGAGCGGAUCUGGAAUGGCCGGAGGAAGAAGAGGAGCGAAUAGAACGACAUAUUGUCGCUCUCCUCUGAGCAACGAUACAGGCUCCGUUGGCAAUGGAAACCAUUCCACUAGCUCACCUGUGACAGGUGUGAGGUCACGCACCAGAAAUGGAUCUGGAACGGGCAUGUCCAGUCCACCGUUGGCCACUCAGACAGUCGUGCCACUGAAGCACUGCAAGAUUCCAGAACUCUCCAUGGACAAGAACGUCCUGUUUGAGCUCCACCUGUUUGCGUGCCAUCUUAUAGCUCUGUUUGUGCAUUAUGUCAACAUCUACAAAACCGUGUGGUGGUACCCUCCCUCACACCCACCUUCACACACCUCUCUGAACUUUCACCUCAUUGAUUAUAAUAUGCUGGUGUUCACCGUCAUAGUGCUGGCACGCAGGCUAAUUGCUGCCAUUGUAAAAGAGGCAUCACAAAGUGGGAAGUUGUCCUUCCCGCACUCUGUCUUCCUGGUGACGGCUCGUUUUGCCGUGCUGACUCUUGCAGGAUGGAGUCUGUGUCGUUCACUUAUUUAUCUCUUCAAGACGUAUUCUGUGCUCAGCCUGCUCUUCCUCUGCUAUCCGUUUGGAAUGUACAUCCCGUUCUUCCGCCUCAGCUGUGAUUUCCGCAGAGCUGGAUCUAUGUCUCCAUUAAGUGGCAUUGGUUCUAAAGAUGUGGGUGCGGCUGCUUUGGGCCGAGGGGGGCGGGACUAUUUGUCUGUCCUGAAGGAGACAUGGAAACAGCACACCAGUCAGCUGUACAGUGCCCAGCCCAUGCCCACCCACGCCUGCUGUCUCUCCCCUGACCUCAUCCGCAAAGAGGUGGAGUACCUAAAGAUGGACUUCAACUGGAGGAUGAAGGAGGUUCUGGUUAGCUCCAUGCUCAGUGCCUACUAUGUUGCGUUCGUACCUGUUUGGUUUGUCAAGAGCACACAGUAUGUAGAUAAACGCUGGUCGUGUGAGCUGUUCAUCCUGGUGUCCGUCAGUACUUCAGUCAUUCUGAUGCGGCACCUCCUACCUCCGCGAUACUGUGACCUGCUUCAUAAAGCUGCAGCUCAUCUGGGCUGCUGGCAGAAAGUGGACCCGUCGCUGUGCUCAAACGUUCUCCAGCACAUAUGGACAGAAGAGUACAUGUGGCCGCAGGGAGUUUUAGUCAAACACAGUAAAAAUGUUUAUAAGGCCAUGGGUCAUUAUAACGUGGCAGUUCCCUCAGAUGUCUCACAUUAUCGCUUCUAUUUUUUCUUCAACAAACCUCUUCGAAUAUUGAACAUUCUCAUAAUCCUGGAAGGUGCAAUGAUAUUUUACCAGCUUUAUUCACUGAUGUGUUCAGAGAAAUGGCAUCAAACGAUAUCAUUAGCUCUAAUAUUAUUCAGUAAUUAUUAUGCCUUUUUCAAGCUGCUCAGAGACAGAAUAGUUUUGGGGAAAGCGUAUUCGUAUUCAGCCAGUGCCUCUAAUCAGAAAGUCAGUUAGAAAGGGAUAAAUUAUUGUCAGUCAUCACAGAAGAGCAGAAAACGUGCAUGAGAGUUGUUUAUUUUUUCUACAAGUGCAUUUUUUGUCUGUUUAUGUUCUGACUUGCCAUGAAAUAAAAAGGAAACAUAUUUUUUUA
Molecule: messenger RNA, 1841 nt
Organism: Danio rerio (zebrafish)
Lineage: Eukaryota; Metazoa; Chordata; Actinopteri; Cypriniformes; Danionidae
Gene: tmem39b
Product: transmembrane protein 39B
Cellular component (GO): endoplasmic reticulum membrane
Source: RefSeq, marked provisional